GUGUGUUUAUUUUGUUUUUAAAGAUAAUGUCAAGCUGGAUUUCAUUUUUUUAAUUUUCUCAAAAACAUAUCAGAUCAAACAAGAUGAAUUAAGUUUCUCUUUGUGUCCGUUUUUUCAGCAUCUCUAUCAUUCUCAUAUUUUGUCCUUAGUAAAAACACAAACCUAAAGAUAUUUCUAAUCAUUUCCUGAACUUGUCAUUAAUGCUCUUAACAUCAAUAUGACGUCAGCAGGACGAUUCUUAACCUGUGUUAUUUGAGAACGUCCUCUAAAGCUGCGAAGGCCUUGAUAUCUGGUUAUAAGUUUCUUAUUUUAUCCUCCAAGUGACGCUGUUGUCUGAUGAAUCUGUGGGGUUAGGUUAUUCCUUUUAAAGGCAGAUUUUUUUUCCUCCAUCCUCCCUGCUUUGUACAUCAGCAGAUGAUCCGUGUUUCCUAAACGCAAAGAACCAUCCAGCAUUUGAACUCUGUGAAUUUGCUCCUCUCUGAGCUGAAAUCGUCAUUCUUUCAAUAUAUUUGAUUUUUUUUAAUUAUUUUAUUUUGUUAUCAAUCUAAACAUGGAGCCCGCGGAGCGGAGCGGAGACAGAUGGGUAAGAUGGCGAAUGCGACGGAUGGUGAAGUUUUUUGUUUUUCUGUCACUUUUUCUUCACCCAACAAAAGCACAGAUCCGGUACUCGGUCCCCGAGGAGCUAAAGGUAGGAUCUCUGAUUGGGAAUAUCGCGCAGGACCUGGGCUUGGAUCUGAGAAGGCUCCGGUCCGGCCGGSCCCGCAUCGUGACGGGAGAAAACAUCCAGUACACCGAGCUGAGGACAGACAAAGGGACCUUAGUGGUGAAGGAGAGAAUCGACCGAGAGCAGCUCUGCGCUGAUGUGACGCCGUGCAGCUUCGCCUUUGAAAUCUUACUGGAAAAUCCCAUGGAGCUACAUCCCGUCACCAUAGAGGUUCUGGAUGUGAACGACAACGUGCCCACGUUUCAGAACUACCACUUGGAAUUUGAAAUAAGCGAAUCGGCAGCGCUCGGAUCGCGCUUUGUUUUAGAGAGCGCGGAGGAUGCUGACGUUGGACAAAAUGAUCUGCAGAAUUACAUUUUGACUCCGAAUGAGAAUUUCGUUUUGAAACAACACGUUAAACCAGACGGGAGGAAAUACGCUGAAAUGGUUCUUCAGAAAGCUUUAGAUAGAGAGGAGCAGCCACGCCUGUCUCUGAAACUGCUUGCUGUUGACGGUGGGAACCCACAGAAAUCUGGUACAGCAAAUAUAGAUAUCAUUAUUCUAGAUGUUAAUGAUAAUGCUCCGGUAUUUAAUCAAUCUGUAUACAAGGCAACAGUGACAGAAAAUGCGCCAAGGGGCACCUAUGUUGUUACUGUCAAUGCAAGUGAUAUAGACAGCGGCUUAAAUGGGAAAGUAACAUAUUAUUUGUCWAAUUUAAAGGCAGGAAUGGCUGAUUUGUUUGAUAUUGAUGAAGUUAGUGGGAAAGUGUUUGUAGCAAAACAAAUUGAUUUUGAAAAAAACAAGAAAAUUGAGUUYAUAGUUGAAGCAAAGGAUCAGGGUAGAUUAACAGAUUCAAGCAAUGUUGAAAUUGAGGUUAUAGAUGUAAAUGAUAACUCCCCAGUUAUUAAUGUGAUGUCAUUCACCAGUCUUGUCUCAGAAGAUUCUCCUGUUGGAACCACAAUUGGCAUAAUUAAUGUAAAAGAUCUUGACUCUGGCAAAAAUGGACAAAUAACAAUCGGGAUCGAAGGAAAUGUUCCAUUUAAAAUCAAGUCUAAUGUCAGAAAUUACUACGCAAUUUUAACAGAUGCAGAAUUAGAUCGUGAAAUAGUUUCUGAUUACAACAUCACCCUUAUUGCAACUGAUUCAGGCUCACCUCCUUUAUCAACUAAAAAACAGUUUAAUCUAAAGCUGUCAGACGUCAAUGACAACCCCCCUGUAUUUUCGCAAAUCAUUUACAGUGCAACAAUAGUGGAAAAUAACUCCCCCGGUGUGUCUGCUCUAAGUGUUACAGCUAAAGAUUCUGAUGAAAACCAGAACGCACGUGUUUCCUAYAUUUUAGAUGACAGAGAAAUUAGUGGCUCUCCCAUAUCUCAGUAUGUUUCAGUUAAUUCAGAAACUGGAGUUGUUCAAGCUGUUCGUUCGUUUGAUUAUGAGCAGAUCAAAGAGUUUCUUUUCAUCAUCAAAGCUCAGGAUGGAGGCUCUCCUCCACUCAGCAGCAACGUGACUGUGAAAAUCCUGAUCCAGGACCAGAACGACAACCCCCCUCAGGUUCUGUAUCCAGUCCAAACAGGUGGUUCUGUGGUGGCUGAGAUGGUGCCUCGUUCAGCAGAUGUGGGCUAUCUUGUGACUAAAGUUGUGGCUGUUGAUGUGGACUCUGGA
Molecule: messenger RNA, 2362 nt
Organism: Austrofundulus limnaeus
Lineage: Eukaryota; Metazoa; Chordata; Actinopteri; Cyprinodontiformes; Rivulidae
Product: protocadherin gamma-A3-like
Exons: 1
Biological process (GO): homophilic cell-cell adhesion
Cellular component (GO): plasma membrane
Molecular function (GO): calcium ion binding
Source: RefSeq, a predicted model, not a curated record